Molecule: messenger RNA, 1011 nt
Organism: Malassezia pachydermatis
Lineage: Eukaryota; Fungi; Basidiomycota; Malasseziomycetes; Malasseziales; Malasseziaceae
Product: protein kinase ck2 alpha subunit
Exons: 1
Coding region: 1-1011 (336 amino acids)
Biological process (GO): regulation of transcription by RNA polymerase I; protein phosphorylation; regulation of transcription by RNA polymerase III
Cellular component (GO): protein kinase CK2 complex; cytosol; nucleus
Molecular function (GO): protein serine/threonine kinase activity; ATP binding
Source: RefSeq, a predicted model, not a curated record
AUGGCGGGCAUGAGUGUAGCUCGUGUAUACGCCAACGCCAACGAGACGCGUGGGCGAGAAUGGUGGGACUAUGACAACCUGGCGUUGCAGUGGGGCACGCAAGACAACUAUGAGAUCUUGCAAAAGGUUGGCCGUGGUAAAUACUCGGAAGUGUUCGAGGGCGUAAACGUGUCCACGCCGUCGUACGACAAGUGUAUUAUCAAAGUGCUAAAGCCUGUGAAGAAAAAGAAGAUCAAGCGUGAGAUUAAGAUCCUGCAGAACCUUAUGGGUGGCCCGAAUGUUGUACAGCUGAUUGAUGUGGUGCGUGACCCGCAAUCGAAAACACCCUCUAUUGUCACGGAAUAUGUGAACAAUACCGACUUCAAAGUUCUGUAUCCCACACUGACUGACCAUGACGUGCGAUACUAUAUCUUUGAGCUGCUCAAGGCCUUGGACUUUUGCCACUCGCGCGGUAUUAUGCACCGUGAUGUCAAGCCACACAACGUAAUGAUUGAUCACGAGAAGCGUCAGCUUCGGCUGAUUGACUGGGGUCUGGCUGAAUUUUACCACCCAUAUACCGAGUACAACGUACGUGUGGCUUCAAGGUAUUUCAAGGGCCCCGAGCUGCUAGUCGACUUCCAGGAGUACGAUUAUUCGCUUGAUAUGUGGAGUCUUGGCUGUAUGUUUGCCUCCAUGAUCUUCCGCAAGGAACCUUUCUUCCAUGGCCACGAUAACUACGAUCAACUUGUGAAGAUUUGCAAGGUGCUUGGUACAGACGAGCUCUUUGUGUAUCUUGAUAAGUAUAAAAUCGAGCUGGACUCGCACUACGAUGUCAUCCUUGGUCGUUACCCGCGUAAGCCCUGGUCGCGCUUUGUCAACCCUGACAACCAACGCUAUAUUUCUGACGAGGCAAUCGAUUUCCUUGAUAAGCUUCUUCGUUACGACCACCAGGAUCGAUUAACGGCACAGGAGGCUCAGGCACACCCCUACUUUGACCCUGUGCGUCCUGAUAGCAGCGUGACAAAAUCGUAA